AAACACGAAGAAGAAGAACAAGCUACCAAAUAUGGUAAAAACCAAAACACCGGCGCUGUUAGCUAGCUACGCUAGUCUCGAAUGUGGAUGUGGGACCAUAACUUUAGUGUGUUGAAUUCUGACCGGAUAAAUGAUUGUUGGGAGCGAUAACAGAAACUAUUUUUUCUCUUGAUUUUGUACCAGAAUAGCAUAACAUAAAAUGAAGAACUUUUCGCCCUGCUUCAUGCAACAGAGCUACUAGCUAAGGGUUAAUCCAAUAGGAACCCAGUAAAGAUGUCAAUGGAGUGCCAGUUAUCAGCACCACCACCUCCACCUGUUCCAGGUCCACCACCUCCUCCAGCCUCAACCCAAAAGAAGAAGCUGUAUCAGACGAUAGCCAGCAGCAGGAGUCCUGUGGAGGGGAACCACACAGAGGCCCGCUUACUGCUCAGUCAGAGGGAGAGCAGUUUUCAGAAGGACCUGCAGUGGAUACUGGUGAACACAUAUGUGCCUUCCCUCAUCCAAGAUGGUCCACAGUGCGGUCUUGUGGCUUUGUGGAUGUCCGCUCACCUUCGACAGCCACAGCUGAGUAUUGACAUGGAAACUGUUGUUCAGACAGCACUGAGCAGAGGAUACACAGCACAGGGUGAAAUGUUUUCAGCUGAAAACAUGGCCCUGCUGGCAGAGGAAGUUUGUGGCUGCAGAGCAGAACAGCUGUCGGGAGGUUUAGGCGGUAGUAAUGCUGCAACCAUCAUCGCACACUUGUGGGGGGGACAGCCUGUUCUUAUCCCAUAUGAUGAAGAUUACAACCAUGAGCCGUGCCAGCGGAGCGGCCACAGAGCACACUGGGCGGUUGCUUCAGGUGUCCUCCUUGGUUUGGACCCGGGCAGCGUGAGCGAAGCACACACUCAGCCCGAUCCCACGGUGCCCUGGCUCCAACUCGCAGCAGAAAGCGGCUCUCCCUGUCCCUUCGGUAUCACGGCAGUCAGAGAAGUCUACGUCCUGGCUAAGCAGGGUAAAAGCCUGCGCUACCAGCUGUGGAGCUUGGACAGCGUAGCUCAGAGCAACGAGCAGCUGAGGACGAUGGACCCUCCGAGAGCCCAGGACGGGACUCAGUAUGUGGUUCCUCCGGGAGGGGUGGAGGCUGGGCUGGCAGGACAGGCGGUGCUGCUCCACACGAGGACACAGGAGCAGUAAAACAAUGUGAUGCAAACUUAAUGCAGGGUCUGACACUUAGAAAAGACUCUGAUCGACUGAACGGCGUAGUGUGAACUCUCAUCAACUCAAUCACUGUCAAGAAAGGAUUGUUUUUAAACAAUCUGGUGUCUGUGUGGCUUCCAGAAGUUUUUGAAAGUACACAAAUGGGCUUCAAAGAUGAGCUGCUGUCCCCUUUACAUCUGUAGUUAUAUUAAUCCCUUCAGUUAGUGGUGUUGACUUAUUAAUGCAUCAUCGAAAAUAUUGGAUUUGCAUUGCUAUUUUGAUUAAAAUUAUACAUUUAUUUAUUUUAAAUUCAUUGUAUAAAUGAUCUUCUAAAGUUAAUUUCCAACAAGAACUAUGCAAUUCAAAAUGAUCCAUAUCACAGAUCUUUUCAAUACUUUAUUUUUUGAAAGUGCAAUUUCUUUCGAAAAAUUAUCUUUCCCUUCAGCAGGUUUACAAUGUGAGAAUUCUUGAUUAACAAAUUGGUGCUUAAUACAUCACGGACUGAUGUUUUGUACAAACUCUUAAUGUACUACAUUGUCAUCUUGAUGCACUGCCUGCCUGUGAACAUUUUGGGAUAUUCAGUAAAAUAAAUGAAAAUGCUGAGAAACAGACUGAAAACAAAACACAAACUCUGAAAGAUGUUAUUUCCAGUUUAUUGCAUUCCAUCAUCUGGACAAAGCAGGGAAUGAAUAUCAAUGUUAAGCAGUCUGUCUGUGCUUUGCAGCUUUAAAAUAGGCUGCCUUUUGAAAAUACAAAAUGUGAUUAUAAUUCCAGUUUUCUUACCUAUAAAGCAGCACCCAGUUUGAGAACCUGAUCAUUUGCCAUUUUACAAAUAUAGAGGAUUUGUGGGCUAAGAAAUGUAAUACUUUGUAAACAGCUUAAACCUCUCUCUGUGAACAUUUACUUUUCAGGAAAUGGAAAAAACCAAAUUCCUAAAAUUUGUUCUCUGAUUACAUAAAGUUAGAUGUUUACAGCUCACUGACGAGUUCACUACCUGCUGCAUUGCAGUCAAGGAACAACAUAUAUUAUCCUAAGCACUGACUUCAUAUCUUAACAUAACCACAUUUUUGCUUUGUAAACUCCAUCCUGCAUACAAAAAAUUCUUCCAAACUCUGUGUUUAGUGUAGCUAAAGGAGAUUUACUAAACGUCCUUGUGUUUAAAAUGUUAUAUUCUUGGAUUCAACUAUGUGUCAUGCGUUGAAUCAUAGGAUACAUUUGAAGAUCACAUGUAAGCUCAUAUAUAAAUGUCACCUUACAAAAGCCUUACCAGUUUUAGCAGGUAUUUCCAGUUACAUUUCACUCUCUGCACCACUGCUUUUCUGUGAAACUCCCAGCUAAUUUGAAGCAACACUGAUCAGAUUAAUGAAGUGAUAAUAGAUUUAAUUCAUGCAAUAAACUUCUUAAUUUCU
Messenger RNA from Eleginops maclovinus (Patagonian blennie), 2588 nucleotides. RefSeq names its product actin maturation protease (gene actmap). Lineage: Eukaryota; Metazoa; Chordata; Actinopteri; Perciformes; Eleginopidae. The transcript is spliced from 7 exons. The record is from RefSeq and is a predicted model, not a curated record. The coding region runs from base 274 to 1176 and encodes 300 amino acids.